Messenger RNA from Zea mays, 1328 nucleotides. The record is from RefSeq and is a predicted model, not a curated record. NCBI's taxonomy places the organism in Eukaryota, Viridiplantae, Streptophyta, Magnoliopsida, Poales, Poaceae.
GCAGGGCCUGCUGGUCGUUGCGGAAUAGUAACGCAACUUGACUGCAAUGUUUGGCUGCGCCUACAAAUCCAACGCACCAACACACCGCGCGCGUCCUCAUCCUCACUUCAGGUCUGCAGCCCCCAACUACCCCCAGCCUCGGAAGGAACCUUCCAGAAGCGCAAGACUCUAAAGGCCGUCGCCUUCCCAUUCUUCCUCGCCGCGGGGGUCGCCUGAGGUAUGAUGCCUAACAAAACCUUCAAGGAUUCCUGGGGCUUGUUCGCCUCACUCUGAUGUUGUUGCUUCGUAUAACCUGGUCUCCGAAAUCCGAAUACCCCGUAGCAGCUGCGGUUGGAUCUCAGAUCGGUGCUGCGGUCCCUCUUUUAAUUUGUUUCCCCUCCGCUUCCGUUAGCGCCGACUGAUCGUCGAGUCAGAUCUUACACCCUAUAUAUAGUCUCAUCUAGCCGUCACUAGUGAGACUCGAUUUGAUUCGUUCCACUGGAUUAAGCGCUUUGAGCGCGCUAGAUACGUGUCAUAUCACAUAAACAAUGGUGAAGGCUGUUGCUGUGCUUGGUAGCAGCGAUGGUGUCAAGGGCACCAUCUUUUUCACCCAAGAGGGAGAUGGCCCUACCGCUGUCACCGGAAGUGUCUCUGGCCUCAAGCCUGGCCUCCAUGGGUUCCAUGUACAUGCACUUGGUGACACCACCAAUGGAUGCAUGUCAACUGGACCACACUACAAUCCUGCGAGCAAGGAGCAUGGGGCACCAGAAGAUGAGAACCGCCAUGCUGGUGAUCUUGGAAACGUGACAGCUGGAGCAGAUGGUGUUGCUAAUAUCAAUGUCACCGACAGCCAGAUCCCACUGACUGGGCCAAACUCAAUCAUUGGCAGAGCUGUUGUUGUUCACGCUGAUCCUGAUGAUCUUGGAAAGGGUGGGCACGAGCUCAGCAAGAGCACUGGAAACGCCGGUGGCCGUGUUGCUUGUGGGAUCAUUGGACUCCAGGGCUGAAAACGAUCGCCGGACUUGGGGGUGCCUGAGAGGUCCGUCUCCUGCCGUCCCCAGCAGACGAGCCUGAACAUUCGGAGACAUCGUGAAAUAAGAGCGUCGCUGAUCUGUGAUCAUCGUAUUUGUCAUUAUGCACCUGUAGCAACCGAUGGACUGAACUGUGCUGGAUUAUGCUGUUGGAUCACCUGAGUAUGUGUUACAUGUCGGUUUUGAUGUGACAUCCUAUCGUUUCGAUGUGUUUUGUGGAAGUGUUGUUGCAAGAUUUCAACAGUCACGACUUGGUUUUGAUAUGCAGUCAGCAGCAGCUCCUGAGUUGUGAUUGCUCAGCUGCGGUCCUUUUCUUUU